Spirodela intermedia is the source of this 4053-nucleotide messenger RNA. The record is from the annotation of a GenBank genome assembly. Lineage: Eukaryota; Viridiplantae; Streptophyta; Magnoliopsida; Alismatales; Araceae.
AUGGCGGCUUUCGGCGGCGGCGGCGCCGGGAGGGGAGGGGUCGGCGGGACGAGGGUCGUCGGGGACUACAUAUUCGGGCGGAUGAUAGGGCGGGGAUCGUUCUCUGACGUGUGGCUCGCGCGGCACCGCGUUCACGGGACGGAGGUGGCGGUGAAGGAGAUUCCCAUGGAGAGGCUGAGCAAGAAGCUCCAGGAGAGCCUCCUAUCCGAGAUCGUCAUACUGAAGAAGAUCGAGCAUCCUAACAUCAUUGCACUAUACGACAUCAUCGAGGUGACCAUCCGUUUCUUCUCGCAGAUCAUUUUCUCUCGUUUGGGGAUUUUCGUGUCGAGACGUAGCCGGUCGCUCUUCCUACCACGCAUCCUCUUUAGUUUUAAUGCCGGUGAAAAAUUAGCCGCCAUGAGGUCUCCCUCGUCACAUCGGCUGAGCAAAAAUUUCCGGUGCAAUGCAACUUGCGAUGCGAAAUUUCAAUCAGCCGACCGACCGAUGCCUCUCCCCGUGCAAUUUUUAGGGGGAAAUAUAAAUAAGACGGUAUACAGCCGUCAACGUGAAUAUCUGUUCCUCAUCCCUAUCUGCCCAUCGCCGUGGCCUUCCUCUCGCCGUGUACUGCUUUACGGACAUCGUUGGGUAUUUAGAGCCAUCUCAGGUCGUGCAUGGGAGAACAUAAGUCACCAAGUUCCUGUUCAUGGCUGGAAACUUGGAAGAUUCCUUCACUGGGCAGCUUCUCUGCCGGCUGGUGAUGAAUAUCAGAAUUGCUUUCUACGUGUAAAUGUUCCAUCAAUUUGAGAUCAGUGUGCAGAAUUGCAUGCCCGAGGAUCAAGGCAACCAGGAAAGAAAAUAAAAAAAAUGAAGGCACUUACUCGAACUGUUCAAGAACACUUACUGUUCAAGAACACUUACUCGAACUGUGUCCCAACAUCAGACCCACACUAUUUGGGUUACCUUUCCAGCUGCUUAGUUUUGAUAACUUUGCAAAAUGCAAUGUACGAGAGAUUUUGAGAGUGGAAAGUCUUAGUUGAGCGGUAUCUCAAGGUCAGCCAGGCCCAGCCCAUCUUGAACUGGUUUCUGUCUGCAUCACUUCGAUCUGUUCAUGCUGGGAUCCUUUUGGCGACUGCCGUACUAACUAACUCAGAGACCACCCAGAAUGCUUGUCGAUGAAUGUUGACCUGCAGCUCUUGGUUUGGGCCUCGGUUGAUAAACCAACUCACAUGGUCGAGACCGUAAUUCAUGCUGACAAAAUGAUCUUACAGAAGAUAUGCGAUUUGGCUUUGAGGGUCAGGAUCUCUGAGAUGAAGUUGGCAAGAAUCUACCCUCACCAUUUUCAUCACUAUUUUCAUGCCCUAUUUUCGUCACUAUUUUCAUGCUCAACUACGCUGCAUAGAGACUUAUGUGUAAUGUUCUUUCCAGUGUCCAAAAACGAUAUAUAUUGUUUUGGAGUACUGCCGAGGUGGUGAUCUAUCCAUGUACAUUCAGCGCCACGGAAGAGUUCCAGAAGCAACAGCAAAAUACUUCAUGCAACAAUUAGGUAUGAUAGAAGACAAUUUAAUUCGAUGUGCUAUGUUUUUCAUUUCUCUCAUCUGUACAUUACCUCUUUCGUAGACUAGGAAACGUCUUCUCAUAGCUUACUACUAAAAAGCUUUGUUUCCCUUUCAGCCAAUGGUUUGCAGGUCCUUCACAGACACAAUCUUAUCCACCGGGAUCUAAAACCACAGGUGUGGGCAGUUCACACAUCUCCUCCUUUAGCAUGGCACAGGCUGCAAAGUUUACCUCUUUCAGAAUUAUAUUUGACGUAUGUGCUAGAUGCUUUCUUGCAUUAAAUCAAUAUGCCCAUCUCUGUGAAAACGCUUCUCGUUGUGAUAGAUAGCAUGAGUGGUGUACUUCUCAUUGUUCCCUUGAAUUAUGCAGUAUACUUGGGAAGCAAAUCCCCCACAUUUUCAGUAUUUGAGCUGUGGUGCCAAGUUAUUUUCUCCCGAAUAUUUCUUUCUAAAAUGCCAUUCAAAUGUUAAACUCUUGUUUUGUCUUUUUCUGCAUAUUAAUCUCUUUAACAAAUACUAUGAACUCGGGUCUACGGUAGCCCGUAGCUUUGCCCUUUAAAGCACUGGCCUGACCAAACUAUAGUUGAUGUUUUGCACAGUUUCGGUCCGUUUCUGCUCUUUAUCAGACCAUGGAAUUCAUCUUUUCUUUGAUGGCCGUGAAAUGUGAUGUCCCAGUGUUUGACAUGCACUCACGCGAAGUUCAUAUUUGCUGGUUUUCUCUUACUGUCCAGCUUAGUUACCUGUGAAAUGAUAUAAAAAUGGAAUAUGCGCCUGCCCAUGUCAUUGUUAUCUCGUGCUCAUUGCCUUCUUCUUUUGAACAGAAUCUUCUGCUGUCCUCGAAUGAUGUCAACGCUACGCUGAAGAUUGCUGACUUUGGUUUUGCAAGGUGAAGUGCUUCUGUCAAAAGAGUCAAUUAUUCUGUAUGUUACAGGUGACCAGUCGAUUGUUUUUAGUUCCUACAUGUUGCUCUACCUGUCGAAUGAAUCCCCUGGUCUGUGCACAACGGUUUCAACCUCACUCUGUUCGAUUUAUCUUCUGAGACCUUCUUAUGUGCAAAACAUAUAUAUAUAUCUAUAUCGUGCGCAGAACUUGGAGGGUUAAGUGAAGGGGAUAUGGUAAGGUAAAAUGUCUAGGGGUGGGAAAACCUCAUUUCACUUCUCGAGUGCUGGGUUGAUCAGUGAUGAAGCUUGAAGAUUGAUGCUAAGAAGAAAUUGGGACUUUGGAAAAUUUUGGGUGGUCCAACAUUCAUUUGAAAAAGACAGCCAGCCGUUCACUACUUCAAGUUAAUGAAUAAUAUCCACAAAAAACUCCCAUACCUUCUCUGAUGGGGAAAUUACUCUUCAUGAAUACCCCAAAUCCCUGUGUGGUUUGAGUGCAAACAGAAUAAACGAUUUUGUUUUAUAAUCUUACUUUUUUAGCCUGAGAAAGUUGUGGUGAAUCAGAAUAUACAAGGUUUUUUUUUUUUACGGUGGAUUAAUUAUUUUUUUUCAUAAAAAAAAUGAGCUAAUACAAAAGUUCAUACCUUUGAGAGAUGAUUUACCAGAGUAUCAACAGUGGAAUUUUUUGACCAUCUCCAGGCCUCUACAGCCCCGGGGUCUGGCAGAGACUCUCUGUGGUUCUCCUCUCUACAUGGCACCAGAAAUAAUGCAACUGCAGAAAUAUGACGCCAAGGUGAUUUGUAUCCUCUGAUAGGAAAUUUCCCUCUGAGAUGGCUGUCAUUCUGAAAUCAGGCUGUACUCGUUACAGGCAGACCUCUGGAGCAUUGGUGUCAUAUUGUUCCAGCUUGUGACUGGGAAAACUCCAUUCAAUGGAAAUAGUCAGAUCGAGGUGCCUAUUGUUCUCUCUUAAUUUCUUAUCAUAAUCUGUUGAAUGCGAAUAUUUGCCAGAAACUUUAACAGCUGUAUAGUCAAUAAAGGGGUCUCAUGUCUAUCUUUCUGUCGAUCCAGUUACUUCAGAAUAUUAUGAAGUCAACGGAGUUGCAUUUUCCUCCUGACAGCAAUGAUUUGAGCUUCGACUGUGUCAAUCUAUGUCAAAAGCUGCUGCGUCGAAAUCCAGGUUUUAUUGUGUUUCCAACACGUUCCUAUUUAUCUUAUCUGAAAAUAUUUUAUCUUUUCUAAAAUAUGGUGCAUUUCAUAAAAGGGAUUUCUUUCCUCCACAUGCUUGUUAUAAAUGGUGGAGAAUAACAAGGGUUUACUAGUCUAAAGUGGGUUUUCUCCUUGGGCAGUUGGAGAAAAAAUUCCAUAAAAAGCAAAAGAGAACUGAACAUAUUUUAUUUUAUUUUAUUUUAUUUUUUGUUGAGAAAUUUAUGAUCAGACCCUAGAGGAGAACUUUCGGUAAGAUAAUUUUAUGAAAAUGAAUGACGAUUACCUCUGGCUGUUUCUCUGUCAAAUUGUAAAGCCCUUACCUUUUUCCUCUUUUCUGAACACAAUUCAUAUUCCUUCCAGUCGAGCGGUUGUCGUUUGAAGAAUUCUUCAACAACAGGUUUCUCUCAGAUCAACCGCUGGACGAGCCACUAAGGUGA